Torulaspora delbrueckii is the source of this 933-nucleotide messenger RNA. It is a transcript of the gene RAM2, whose product is annotated as bifunctional protein farnesyltransferase/protein geranylgeranyltransferase. Gene Ontology annotation, molecular function: CAAX-protein geranylgeranyltransferase activity; protein farnesyltransferase activity. Lineage: Eukaryota; Fungi; Ascomycota; Saccharomycetes; Saccharomycetales; Saccharomycetaceae. Gene Ontology annotation, biological process: protein farnesylation; protein geranylgeranylation. Gene Ontology annotation, cellular component: protein farnesyltransferase complex; cytoplasm; CAAX-protein geranylgeranyltransferase complex. The transcript has a single exon. The record is from RefSeq and is a predicted model, not a curated record. Bases 1 to 933 code for a protein of 310 amino acids.
AUGGACAACUUUGACGAUGUUACACCACUUCCCAUCGAGACAGAGCUUGAAGAUGAAUUAUGCCGUAUUAUGUACACUGAUGAAUACAGGGAGACAUUAGGGCUGGCAAGAGCGUUGUUACAGGCUGGAGAGUACUCGGAGAGAGCUUUAAAGUUGACUGCGAAGGUUAUCUCGCUUGCACCGGCGUUUUAUACUAUUUGGAAUUAUCGUUACGAUAUCGUAAUGCACUUAGCAACCCAAAGGGGUGAAGUUGCAGAGGCAAUUGAUCGGGAACUCGAUUGGGUUGAUGAGGUUACUCUGAAUAAUCCGAAGAACUACCAGAUUUGGUCUUACAAGCAGGCUUUGUUACAGAAACAUCCAUUUCCAAGUUUUAAAAGAGAGCUACCGAUUUUACAGAUGAUGAUUGAAGAUGAUACGAAAAACUACCACGUUUGGUCUUUUAGAAAGUGGUGUGUCUUAUUCUUUCAGGAUUUUUCUCACGAGCUGUCAUAUUCAGACUUACUGAUAAAACGAGAUAUCUAUAACAACAGCGCCUGGACACACCGCAUGUUUGUAUUCAAACAUUCGGAGCCCGAUAGUACACAGAUUAAACUCGAAAUUGAUUAUGUUAAGGAUAAGAUCGAGCUUGUUCCGCAGAAUGUUUCGGUUUGGUCGUAUCUGCGAGGACUGUAUGAGAAUUUCUGGGACAGCAAGUAUGAUGAAUCUAUAAUCAAAUUUGCUGCCAGUUUUACAAGCAAUGUUCAAGACUUUGACCACAAGGACUCAAAUCUGCCGGAGAUAGAGUCAUCUCAUGCGCUAGAAUUCUUAGCAAACAUUUACGCUUAUCAAGAAAACAAAAAGCAAAACGCCAUAAGAGCAUAUCUAGCACUCUCCAGCAAAUACGAUCCUAUCCGUAAAGUCUACUGGCAGCGUCAAAUUUCUCUCAUCAAAUAA